AUGUUUAGGAAGCUAUUUCUUUGGAAAAGUCUAUAUAAUGCAUGGGUGACUACAUCAAAAAUGCGACAGUCUGUCAACGCCAAACAAAUUGAGAUUCAACAGCUGAGGCAUAACUUAAAGCUGCACUCUAUACCAUAUUUGAAAGUAUGGGAACAAGACGAGAGAGAUCAUUCUGUUUCAUUUUCUGGGAUUAUUGGCUCUCUAGAAUCUGCUACCCUCCAUCUUCCAUUUGUUGAGGGUGCAAAGAAUAACAUAGAGCGCAUUUGGUACCCCUCAGCUACAGAUGAACCUGAUAAGCCUUUCCAAAAUUUGCAUUGCCUACUUAUUGGAGGUAAUAAAAUCCAGGAGACAUCUUCCAUUGAUGCCCUAAACUCUUAUCCUGGCUUAAUGGAUAUUAGGUGCUCUGAUCCAAUCAUACUAAUUACUAAACAAAUCAAAGAAAUUACCCCUCGAGAGCGGAAAGAGUCUGAGAUUUGGUAUGUACGCCUUGUAAUGUCAAAGGUGCAUCAAAAUUUGGAAGAGAUCAAGAGUCUUCACCCAAGUCAUCUGGCCCAUCUUGUUUAA
Molecule: messenger RNA, 564 nt
Organism: Lactuca virosa
Lineage: Eukaryota; Viridiplantae; Streptophyta; Magnoliopsida; Asterales; Asteraceae
Source: the annotation of a GenBank genome assembly